Laetiporus sulphureus 93-53 is the source of this 1317-nucleotide messenger RNA. Its product is annotated as glycoside hydrolase family 5 protein. Gene Ontology annotation, biological process: glucan catabolic process. Lineage: Eukaryota; Fungi; Basidiomycota; Agaricomycetes; Polyporales; Laetiporaceae. Gene Ontology annotation, molecular function: beta-glucosidase activity. The transcript has 9 exons. Gene Ontology annotation, cellular component: cell surface; extracellular region. The record is from RefSeq and is a predicted model, not a curated record. The coding region runs from base 1 to 1317 and encodes 438 amino acids.
AUGGUGAACCACGACCUGGUGAAGCCUGUGCCGAGUGCGAUCUCGCAUACCUCUCAGACGACUGGAUCGCCGACGUCGACCAGCGGACAAGCUUCCGCGACUGCCACGAGUACAGACGCGACUACGUUCAACUACGGGACGGAUAUCAUACGAGGAGUCAACCUAGGAGGGUGGUUCGUGUUGGAGCCAUGGAUUACGCCGAGCAUAUUCGAGAACACGAAUAAUAGCAACAUUGUGGACGAGUACACGUUCGGUCAACUCCAAGACCACGACGAGGCUCUCAGUGUACUUCAAAAUCACUGGCAGACGUGGAUUACGGAGCACGACUUCGUUGCAAUCAAGGCGGCAGGACUGAACCAUGUCCGGCUACCCAUCGGGUACUGGUCCGUCCCCCUCACGUCCGCCGACACAGACUAUACGACCUCCGUCGCGCCCUACAUCACCGGUGCCUGGCCGUACAUCCUCAGCGCACUAAACUGGGCGAACACGUACGGAAUCCACGUCAUUCUCGAUUUGCACGGUGCCCCGGGCUCACAGAACGGGUACGACAAUUCCGGCCAGCGCGGCAACGCGAAUUGGCCGAACAACGCGACGAACAUCCCCCGCACGCUCGACGUCGUGCGAUUCCUCGCUGAUAAGGUUGGCGGUAUGGUGAAUGUGAUUGAGCUGCUGAACGAGCCGGCGGGAUAUGAUGGAGAUGUGGAUGCGGUCAUUGGGACGUACUGGAAGGGAGGCUAUUCCGUCGUGAGGAAUGCAACGGGAACGGAGAAUCAGGUCAUGAUUGGGGAUGCGUUCCUUGGUGUGGAUAGCUGGCAGGCUUUCUUGACGCCCCCGGAAGGCCAGGGGGUGAUUAUGGAUUACCACGAAUACCAGAUCUUUAAUUACGAUCAGCUAGAGUAUACCGAAGACGAGCAUAUCAAUUCGUCAUGUUCGCUCCUCAAUACCCUCCAAUCAUACGAGAACUCAAACCUGCACACAAUCAUCGGCGAAUGGUCGAACGCCAUCACGGACUGCGCCAAGUGGCUGAACGGACGAGGCGUAGGAGCGCGGUGGGACGGCACGUACGCAUCCGGCCAGGCCGCGCUGGGCAGCUGCGAUGGCUACACAGGGAACAUGACCACGUUCAGCGAGGAUUACAAGACGUUCUUAAGAAAAUACUGGGAGUCUCAGGUGGAGAUCGGAGAGAGCAUCUCUGGCUGGGUAUUUUGGACUUGGAAGGCCGAAGAUGCUGAUGAAUGGAGCUACCAACGUGGACUCGAGGGCGGCUGGAUUCCGCAGGAUCCCACGGAUAGGUUGUAUCCUGAUAUUUGCUCUUAG